CCAGACUACUCCUCAAGAGGCUCUGUAUACGUAUAUAUACGCUCGUUGAAUCAUUGGCGCUGGAACUGCCCUGCGCCAAUCGAUAUGACUUGGCAAAGCUAUGCCAUCGCAGGUGCAUCAUUUACUCUUGUUGCUUAUCUUCUCCUGAUCAAUUCGCUCUUUCAAACCCCGGGAUCUGGUGUCUUUCGCAAAGCAGACCUCUUUCCUAUCGAUAUUGGCUACAAAGGACCAACAGCAACUGGUCUACCAGCCUCACUGCGUCAAACAAGCCCAAAGAAUGGCCAAAUGGGACCUUUUGUAUCUCGCUACAAAGUAGAAGGCCAGGCUGAAAACGAAACCAUUGAGCACUACUGGGGGUCCCUCUCACCCUACUUUGUUUCUGAUGAAGGCUUUGGCCACGAAGAGCGCGCCUUACCCGAUCAAUGCAAGAUUAAGCAAGCUCAGAUUCUCAGUCGACAUGGAUCUCGCUACCCUACCGCAGGAUCCUGGCUCAAGAAGGACUUUGCAGAGAAGCUCAAGCAUGCCAAAUUUGAAGCCUCUGGACCGCUGGCAAUGCUAAACGACUGGCAAUAUACACUUGGGGAGGCCAUUCUGGUGCCUAUUGGCAAGCAGCAGUUGUACGAUUCUGGCGUGUUGGCUGCGAUGCAGUACGGCAACUUGCUCUUUGCCUCUAACAAAAAACUUGUCUUCCGUACCACAUCUCAAGCUCGCAUGACAGAAUCUGCACUGGCUUUCCUUGAAGGCGCUUAUGGCGGUGGCGCGUGGAAAGAUCAUGUCAAUCUCGAGCUGAUUAUUGAAUGGCCAAGCUUCAACAACACACUCGCUCCUUACUACAAUUGCCCAAAGAGUGUCACAGAUACCACAGGCACUCGGAAUCGACGCAAGUGGGAGGAAAUCUACCUUGCCAACCGCACAGAAUAUCUUUCACAGUACAUCAAGGGUAUUGCGUGGACCCUGGCAGAUACAGUCGCUCUCCAGACUCUUUGCGCCUACGAGACCAACGCACUUGGUUACUCGGACUUUUGCGAAUUGUUCACCAUGCAAGAGUUUCGGGAUUUCGACUAUGGCGAGUCUAUCUGGUUUCAACAGAGCACCGGUUUCGGCGCUGCUACGGGACGAGCGCAAGGUAUUGGCUGGGUCAAUGAGAUGCUCAGGCGAAUCGAAAAGUCUCCACUAGAUCUCACGACGUUGAGUUCGGAAAACACGACGCUGGAUGGCAGCAAGGUGUUCUUCCCGAUCGAUCAAGCAAUCUACGUUGACUUUACGCAUGAUUCUGUCAUCGCUGCAGUCUUGACGGCCCUUGACUUUGAACAAUUCAGCGCAUGGCUGCCGUCAACGGGACCACAGGAUAGCAACGAACGCUGGUCCACCUCUAGGCUGACACCUUUUGCUGCACGCCUUGUUGUCGAGCUCAUUGAAUGCGAUGAUGGCGAAUACAUCCAUUUUAUGCUGAAUGGUCAAACCGUAUCACUCAAGCAAGACAAGUAUGGCAAAGGCCGUUCGGAGGGUGAUGGUUGGCAUCGGCUGGCCAGCUACCUGGAGGGCAUGUCUGAUCGCAACAAGCGCGCAGAUUGGCAGCGUGCUUGUUAUGAAGAUUCUCCAGUGCGUGAACGGACUGACGGUGAGCCAUAAGGUCUUGCAAAAGAACAGACGCAUUGUAGGAUCAUAGAAGGAGUUGCGUUUGCGUGUUCAACAAAACAACGGAAAAGGCUUGUCACUCGCCACAACUCGAGAGACUGCUGCUAUUAUUUGAGGUGUGCAAACAUUUCUGUAUCUUCCCAAUAAGUACAACCUUGCAAACCAAUUUUGCUAGGUCUCUGCCGCAUUGAGAUCAUUUUGUCUUGCGCAGGAGCAAGAUGCAAAUCUCCGAUUGGUGCGGACACUGGGUUUGCUGAAAUGGUAUUGCGCCUGCAAAUACACAAUUUCUCAG
This is a messenger RNA of Protomyces lactucae-debilis, 1930 nucleotides long. RefSeq names its product histidine phosphatase superfamily. The coding region runs from base 85 to 1632 and encodes 515 amino acids. Gene Ontology annotation, molecular function: acid phosphatase activity. NCBI's taxonomy places the organism in Eukaryota, Fungi, Ascomycota, Taphrinomycetes, Taphrinales, Protomycetaceae. The transcript has a single exon. The record is from RefSeq and is a predicted model, not a curated record.